GGACGCUGCACCACGUGACCGAGCUAUCCGCCCACUGCGCAGAAGCAGCAGCGCACAGCAGCAAAAGCUAUUGUUUCACCGCGUAGCUCCCGCUCUGUGUACCCGAUAAAGCCACACCGACGUUUGCCACAAUGGCUCUCAUCUCUUUUGAAGACCUUGCUGAACUGGAUGAUGAGCAGUUGGAUGAUGAUGUCACUGACAGCUCUGAGCCAAUGGAUGAUGAAGAGCAGGAAAGGUUGUAUGCUCAUUGGCAGGCAGUGGGAAGGACACAUCAGGUGACCGUUCCAAGAGAAAUGACGGGACCAAUUAUGGAGAUGACAAGGAGGAACCAGGAGAUGGGACAAGAACGAGUUCCUUUUGCUGUCAUCUCAAGACAUGAAAAGCUUGGUGAGAUAAUGUAUGAAGAGAGAGUGUAUCCAGCAGGGAAAUGGGCUUGUAUCACUGUUGGGGAGAACCUGUAUGAGCAGAGCAUCUCUAAGGGCUUCAUGAAACUCAUGCGCUUCAUCUGCAAAGAGAACUCAGCUGGCCGCUACUUGGGCAUGACCGUGCCUAUUGUGAAUGAAAUAACGAUGCUGGAUGACGGCUCCAGCUUUGUCAAAGAUGUUCUGACGGCAUAUUACCUGCCUGCAGAGUUCCAGGCCAACCCACCCCAACCUUCUGACCCAGACAUCACUAUCGUCCACAGGGACACAAUCAGAGUCAUCACCCGGGUUUUCUUUGGCACCACCACAGAGGAGACCAUCUCUCGGCAGAUCAGCUUGCUGUCUGAGCUGCUGGGCACAUCUGAAAAUGUUCACCGUGACACCUACAUGGUGGCUGUUUUUGAGAAUCCUGGGGUGCCGAGUCGUCGAAACGAGAUCUGGUUCAUUCGCAGGGACCCCUAAGAACAUUCUACUCUCUGCCGCCCACCCUCACACAGUCAAUUGUAUACACAUAUACUUGUGAUCAUUAUUACACCCCCUAACCUGUGGCACCAUAAGAAGGGCCAGGGAAUGGCCAAACGUCUCAAAAUAACAGGAUUGGGCUUAUUACUUAAAUAUAAUAAUCAAUAUUGACUCAGGAAGUUCUUUGACUGAAGACUUGAUAGGUAGUCUUCACUCAAAGGUAACCCUGAAGAGGAUAUGCUAAAUUUCCUUCGGGAUCAAUAAAGUAUUUAUCUAUCUAUAUAAAGCCAGUAGCAAAUAACUACACAAAUACACCAUGAACACUAAGCACGUCACUCACUUAGAUGGCUUAAUAGUUUGGUAGCCUAGCUAAUAAAGCCAGAAGUAAUGAAAGGUAUGUACUUUGCACUGCUUGGAUUAUCCUUUUUCCUAAUUACAUUCUGACUCACCUUACCAUCGCGUUGAUAUUGCAGCAUCAUUCCUUCAGGCACACUGAGCAGGGUUUUGUCCCAUGUAAUGAAGAAAUGAUGUUCAAUGUUAGUGGUGGGGAAAAUCACAUUUCCAAGAAGUUUGAGUUUUACAGAGUACUUGUGGGAGCUUUGUGAUUCAUUUUCAAUUCUGGUGAUCAUUAGUUCCCCCAUGAGAUUUUUUUUAACAUAGCUUCUUCUGGGUUUUUUUUUUUUUUGUCUGCUUAGAAAUGUAGUGUGCAGUCUUUUUCAGUAUUUAGGUGAAACUACUUUCAGCAUUGCCAUUAAUUAACACUGCUGCACAGUGUUAGUAUCAAUCGGUUUGAUCUCUGCUAUUAUAAAUGAAGGCCUGCCAGUAAUACACUCCAUUUUGUGAUUUUGAAACUGCAUGACAAUCAUAGUUAUAUGGAGCAGUGAUCAUCAAACAAGUACUUUAACAAAUUGAAGGACUGUGUUUUAUGAAUGCGUUGACCAGUUUUUGCUGUUUCCAUUGGGUUUGUAAGUGUAAUGACAAACUGCAAGUGUCUGUACAACCUGAUAGAUCAUGUGCUGUGAUUGUGUGUAUUGUGUAUAAAUGUACUGUUAAGUAAUUAGUUAUUGUAAUAAAAACAUUGGUUAUUUUUUAUAUUCUGUAGCUGCCCUGAGGAAGUGUAGAGAAAUAUUUUGGCCUUCUUUGUUAUCUUUCCUCUUUUAGUAAAUCAAAGUUUAGAUUCAAUACUCAUUUGGAGUAUAAAGACAGUUUAUUACCCUGUGUGACCACUAGGUGGAUAACGUAAUCACUUUGCAUUUGAACUGUUAUUCAUUUUUUAAGCUUGCUAUUUUAUGGGACCACAUAAAUUUAGGUACCGUAUGAUUAUAUACUGUACGUAGAGUGAUCUGAGGAGUACAGCUCCUAGCAUUUUAAUAACCUUUAACUAAUCGAUGACUUGGGCUUAUAACACAUUUGCAUGUGUUCCUCUGUGCCGCUUCCGUUGCUGCAUUUGUAAUUGACACACCGUUAUCCGCAAACUCGAAACCGUAUUUAAUUUCUUUAUCUCGGUGUAUUAUGCAACUAGAGAUUAUAGAGAAAUAUAUGGUCUAUUUAAAAGUGCGUAUCAACAUAGGCGAGGUUUUUCAAACUAGUCAGUGUUGCAAGACGUGUUGACAGGGUAGAGAUGUAAAUUUUACGUAUUCCUGACCUUCAGUGGCAUAACCUGUAUUGUUAACAUGUUUUUGAUUUUUUGUUUGUUUAUUUAAUUUAUUUAUGCUGAAGAAUAAAUUUAAAGUAGAGCUUC
This is a messenger RNA of Pygocentrus nattereri (red-bellied piranha), 2625 nucleotides long. RefSeq names its product heme-binding protein soul4 (gene soul4). The transcript has 6 exons. NCBI's taxonomy places the organism in Eukaryota, Metazoa, Chordata, Actinopteri, Characiformes, Serrasalmidae. Bases 132 to 884 code for a protein of 250 amino acids. The record is from RefSeq and is a predicted model, not a curated record.